GUCCGGUCUCCCACCAUGCCGAAUAUGCCAUUGUAUACAUCAGAGCCACAACAACCCAACCUUAAACUGCAACUAGACGGUGUCACCGAGGACUUCAUCGACGAAGAUCCCUACGCCACCUCCCCGGAAUCUCCACACCCAAACAAACCCAAAUCUCCCGCUGCCGGAAAGUUCACAUCCUUCUUCGGCUGGAAUUCCUCGAAACCUCAGAACGGAGCAGAGUCUCCAACAACAACGUUUUCCGAGAAGUCAUUGUCCCCAGCAGCAUCGCCACGCUAUCCAAAACAGCCCGGCAUGCCUACCAAGACAAAGCCCGCAGGGCUCGACAUUCCUAUUGCCAAUUCCUUCUCACAACCAUCGUAUUUCAACGUCCCAGGAACGCCAUUGCUGUCAUCAUCACCCCAGAUGAACGCCCACGUAGAAGAAUUAGAGCGGGAACUCCGCGAGGUGAGUUCGGAGCUCGCUGCGUCGAUACGAAGAGAAAUGGAACUAGAAGAUGAAGUCGAGCGAUGGAAAGCGGAAAAUUCAACUGUCAUGUCCGAUAAUAACCGGAGAACCAGUGACUACUACUCUGACUCUGGCGCCAGCUCCGUGAGAUACCCUAUCGGGGAUAGCGAGAGCAAACUAGAAGAGGUGGAAACGCUGCGCAGGAAAGCAGAACAGGAGCGUGCCCAGUUGAAGGUGCGUAUGGCGGAACGCCUUCAGGAGGAGCUUCGACGAAGAAGAGAUCUCGAAGAGCAGGUGCAACAGCUUGAAGACCAAGUCCAUGGACAGCCGAAGAGGAUCCCACAGGAAAGCGCAGGGCGUGUCCAAGAGCUUGAGAGUUCGUUAGAAGAUGCGAAGAGAAGGCUAGCGGAAGAGCGACAGGUGAAGGAAAACUUUGAAGACCUAUUAACUGCACUCCGUGAGGAACUCGAAAAACAUCGCAACGAAAGAGACAAUCUCCGCGACGAGGUUGUGCCGCAGCUCAGGUCCCGACUAGAAGGCCUGGAGACGGAGGCGACUGAGACGCAAACCCUCAUCUACGAAUCCACGCGCAUGCAGCAAGAGAUCCAGACACUCCGUGCUGAGAACCAAACACUCCUCAAUGCUCGGAGAAUGCAACUGGAAAUGUCUCAGCAGACACGAUUUCAGUCCAUCGCCGAAGAGGACGCUCCACCGGUAUCGAAGCCACGUGUUGGGCUGUCAAGAUCGAAUUCUCUAGCUCGAAGCUCAGGCUUCAACGCCAAGCGAGGCUCGUUGUCUCGUUCAAACUCUGUCAAAGACCGGUCAGGGGCAGAAUCUCCGCGCGAAGGGCCAAUGAGUGGUAACCCUGUCAAAGAGUUGGAAGAGCAGCGAGAUGCUCUACAUCGUGCAUUGAAAGCCUUGUUGCAGCGACAAGAAUUGCAACAAAAGGAGUUCCAGAAGCGCAUUAAAGAACUUGAAAUUGAGCGGGACGACGCCCUUAACCUUACCCCUCGUCGAACUACCUUCCACAACGAGGUUUCCCACCUAAGAGAGGAGAUUAACUCACUGCGACGGCGUGCUGAUGAUGCCCUUGAACAGAAAUGGCAAUGCGAAAAGGGGCUGGGAGGCUUACGAAUGGAUUUAGACCGCGCCCAGCAGGAGACGACUUCUCUCCGUGUAUUGCUACAGGAGCACGACAUUGCCAUACCAGAAAUUAGGGUCGAAAACGAGCCCAUCUCCCUGGACAAGGCCUACAAUGAACUGCGCACGACUCAUGCUCUCUCCAUCGCUCGCAUCAAGCAGAUAGAAUCGAACGAAUCCCUUGGUGGUGCUGGAGUCGAGGCACAAAGGACGUUGGAGCUCCUCAAGCAGAGCAUCUCCGAUGCGGAGGCCGAACGAGAUGCGGCUCAAAAUGAAGCCGAACAGUAUCGCCAGCAAGCCCGAGCUCUUCAGCAGUCCGAAAUUGGACAUCUUGGUAAAGAGCAGAGUCUAACAACUGAACUUCUUGCUUCGGCGACCCGCAUGGAUGAGCUCUCCAACAGGAUUCAGCAACAGUUGCUGUCUAACAGAUCCCUUCGCAACCGCCUCGCCGACGCCAUUUCUCGAGGCGAGCAAGAGCAGGAGAAGUCGGCAGGAAAGAUCAUCGAGCUAGAGCGUCGGCUGAAGGCAGCGGAGGACAAGGUGAUGAUUGCUCAACAGUCUUCUGAAGAAGCCAUUUCGAGGCAUGAAGAGGAAGUCCAGACACUAAAGGAGAGUCAUAACACCCACCUACGCAGGGUCAAGUCCGGCUUGCUCAGCCCCGCAGUCUUCUCACCUAAGAUGCCUUCGUCCCCAGUCUUUGCUCAACGGUCGCCGCGCCUUGGCCAGACAAGUAGCGGCCCUGGCAUGUCUAUGGCCGAAGCAACAAAGACAGAACUGCUUGAGAAGCGGGUCUCGGAACUCGAGAAGGCUCUUGCCGAUGCCGACCGAGAGAUGGAAGAGGUGGUCGGCCGGAUGAACGAGGCCCAGAUCGAGGUUGCCAACCUGCAAUAUGAGAGGGACGAGGCGAUGAGGCAGACAAGGAAGCUACAGGCUGACAUCCUUGCUGAGCGCGAAAAAGUCAAAGCGCUGAUGGCAUCGAGCUAAUAUUUAACGACGGAAGACGAAAAUCACCUCGAGUCGGCUUUAUUUCAUUCUCAACUACCUAAUGGACCCCUUUACUGUUAAUCGGACAGGAUAAAGUAUCUAACCUUUUAUGGCGCGCGAUUUGGCGCGCGAUUUGGCGCACGAUUUGGCGUCUUGGUGGAGGUAGCAUUUACACGGGAGCCCUUUUCACAUGACUUUUACAAUCGUUGAACCCUCGCCAACCUCAGAGAGUACCGGGCAAACACGGCAUCUGCUCUCUUGGCUGUUUCAAUUUUCCUUUUUUAACUCGUCCUCUGACGCUUUUGUCAAGACUAUUUGCAUUGGGGCCAGAUUUGGUCACCUGUCACAGAAGUUAUAUACCCUCCCCUGAAGAGGCGUUCCAAGCCGUGGCGGACUCAUUGAGACUUUAGGAUGCUUUAUCCCUCGUUCAUUUCUUGUCAAUUCUUGUACAACACCUUUGUUCAGC
Messenger RNA from Lindgomyces ingoldianus, 3037 nucleotides. RefSeq lists its product as uncharacterized. The record is from RefSeq and is a predicted model, not a curated record. Bases 16 to 2571 code for a protein of 851 amino acids. The transcript has 2 exons. NCBI's taxonomy places the organism in Eukaryota, Fungi, Ascomycota, Dothideomycetes, Pleosporales, Lindgomycetaceae.